Papaver somniferum (opium poppy) is the source of this 874-nucleotide messenger RNA. RefSeq lists its product as uncharacterized. The coding region runs from base 299 to 622 and encodes 107 amino acids. The record is from RefSeq and is a predicted model, not a curated record. NCBI's taxonomy places the organism in Eukaryota, Viridiplantae, Streptophyta, Magnoliopsida, Ranunculales, Papaveraceae. The transcript has 5 exons.
UAUCAAGCCCUAAUUACAAAUUGUGGACACAGGUGAGGCAAUCUUAAGAUCGUGACUAUGUUACUGAUUGGAGCUUGUCAUGUUCUUCUCAUACCUAAAUUUGGAAGGAUAAUCAAAGAAAAGAGAAAAUCAGCAUCAUCAUCUGGGGAUUAUUGUACAGAAGGAACGGUGUGGAAAGAUGAAUAAGCCAUACAUCUCUCAAAUUGGGCACCUGCAAAAAUCGAUAUAAUGGCUACUCCCUGUUAUUAAUGAAAAGAUUAGUCUGGCAUGGGGUGUGAAGGAUGACUUGAGAAAGCUUAUGACAACCUUGGAAUCUAUUGAGGCUUUGAUCUCUGAUGCUGAGGAAAAGCAGGCAAAGGAUGCUACUGUGCGACUUUGGUUGAAAAGGCUUAAAGGUGCUGUUUAUGAUGCCGAUGAUGUUAUAGAUGGAUUCUCUUAUGAAACCAUGCGUCGUUGUGAAAUGGGAAACAAGCUCAAGCACAAGAUCUCUGUUUCUAUGGGAGUGACAUUCUUCUAUAAGGCAGUUGGAUUGCACAAAGGACGGAAGGUGAUUGCAUUUUUAGGAGCGAAUAGGGGUACGAAUUGGAGGGUCUACCAGGUAGGAGUUCCUCCAGGGGUGUAGUACAUAUGACUGAACUUAGACAAUGAACCAGCUGUAGGUGGUGCAUUCUUGUCUUCAGUCUUUACAUACUUAGGUAGCAAUUAUGAAGAAACAGCAUUAUCAAACUUAUGCUACUUAAAGAUUUUUCUGAAGUAAUUUCUGAACUUUCGGAGUUUAAAAUUGUCUGUUUGACGUAUUUUUUUAAGAGCUGGAAUCGGAAAUGUAAACAUGACCAGAAAAAUCAAGCAGAACUAGUACUUGGAUUUUGAGAAA